This is a messenger RNA of Octodon degus (degu), 1746 nucleotides long. RefSeq names its product solute carrier family 25 member 26 (gene Slc25a26). Gene Ontology annotation, biological process: transmembrane transport. The coding region runs from base 90 to 914 and encodes 274 amino acids. Gene Ontology annotation, cellular component: mitochondrial inner membrane. The transcript has 10 exons. The record is from RefSeq and is a predicted model, not a curated record. Gene Ontology annotation, molecular function: S-adenosyl-L-methionine transmembrane transporter activity. Lineage: Eukaryota; Metazoa; Chordata; Mammalia; Rodentia; Octodontidae.
CCAAGAUGGCGGCGCCCGGACCCCGGGGACGUGACCUGCUGGAGUGUCUGCUCAGUUUCUGAGCGUAACCUCGGCCGGUUUGCGCGGAGAUGAGCCAGCCCGGUUUCGCGGUCUCGUUUGUGGCUGGUGGGGUGGCAGGUGCCUCUGUUGACUUGAUACUGUUUCCUCUGGAUACCAUUAAAACCAGGCUGCAGAGUCCCCAAGGAUUUAAAAAGGCUGGUGGCUUCCGUGGUAUAUAUGCUGGUGUGCCUUCCACUGCGAUUGGAUCUUUUCCUAACGCUGCUGUGUUUUUCCUCACCUAUGAAUAUGUAAAAUGGUUUCUGCACACUGCUUCAUCUUCCUGCUGGAUGCCCACACAGCAUAUGUUGGCUGCCUCCGCAGGAGAAGUGGUUGCCUGCCUGAUUCGAGUUCCUUCUGAAGUGGUUAAGCAGAGGGCUCAGGUAUCUGCUUCUUCAAGAACAUUUCAGAUUUUCUCUAAUAUCUUACAUGAAGAGGGCAUCCAAGGAUUAUAUCGAGGCUAUAAAAGCACAGUUUUAAGAGAGAUUCCUUUUUCAUUAGUCCAGUUUCCAUUGUGGGAGUACUUAAAGGCCCUCUGGUCCUGGCGGCAGGAUCACGCGGUGGAUUCUUGGCAGUCAGCAGUGUGUGGAGCUUUCGCAGGUGGCUUUGCAGCUGUAAUCACUACACCUUUGGAUGUGGCGAAGACAAGAAUUAUGUUGGCAAAGGCUGGGUCCAGUACUGCAGGCGGGAAGGUGCUCUCUGCUUUGCAAGGGGUCUGGAGGUCACAGGGGCCAACAGGGUUAUUUGCAGGUGUCCUCCCACGAGCAGCAUCCAUCAGCCUGGGAGGCUUCAUCUUUCUGGGUGCUUAUGAGCAAGCCCACAGCAUGCUAUCCAGAGUGCACAGGAAGAGCCGGUGAGGCCCAGGCCAUGGGCGUGCUUCCCAGAGGAACCAGACCAUGGCAAGAACACUGCGUCCCAGCGCGGCCACCCAGUCCUCUGGGCGUGAUAACCUGGGCUGCAGACCACUGCAGCCAUAGGCUGCCUGGAGCAGGUCGUCACCUGCUGAGGCUAGAAUGAGGUCUGAGCAGUCUUCUCUGAAUCUCUCAGUAAAUAAGUCUGGUGGUGCUGAGGCCCAGCCCUUCAGGGCUUUCAUUAGUCUGCUCUUCACUUUCUUGCCUCCUGAUGGUGGAUGCAGCAGAAGGCAGGAUGGUUCCAAUUUUAAAGCAAGGCCAGGAGGAGAGGACUUAAGCAAAAUGCUGCAUGUGGGCACUUCUCCUCAGGAUAAAUUCCUAUUGUGUAAGGUUUCAGCUUUGCUUAAAAAGAAUAAGCUGCAGGUGCAUAGCAAGCAUUCUUUCUGUAACCAGGCUGCUGCUUUCAAUUAUUUCACCUAUAAAAACACAGGAUGGCAUAAUUUUACAGAGAUGUGUCCACCCACCCCUGUGGUGUAUGAAAGCCAGCCAGCAGUAGCAGGUCCUGUGACUGAAUGGGCCCAGUGGCCUCAGGCAGCAGAGCCCCCUUCACUGUUCCUGGGGCUGAAGGAGGCCAGGUGUGCACUAUGCAUGCGUUGCUUGUCUUAGUACAGUCUAUGACCUGGAGUUACAAGCUCGACACUGGAUCAGAAUGGAAGAUGUGGAACGGUUGGCAUACUCGGGACGUGAGGGCCUGACGAAGUCUGGUGCAGAAGGUGCAGAGAACAGCAGGCGGCCAGCAGGGGUGUCUGCCUUGCAGCCUUAGUACACAGUGAUGCUU